This is a messenger RNA of Aspergillus campestris IBT 28561, 1979 nucleotides long. Its product is annotated as porphobilinogen synthase HEM2. Bases 399 to 1523 code for a protein of 374 amino acids. Gene Ontology annotation, cellular component: cytosol. The transcript has 2 exons. Gene Ontology annotation, molecular function: zinc ion binding; porphobilinogen synthase activity. The record is from RefSeq and is a predicted model, not a curated record. Lineage: Eukaryota; Fungi; Ascomycota; Eurotiomycetes; Eurotiales; Aspergillaceae. Gene Ontology annotation, biological process: heme biosynthetic process.
GCUCGGACUUGAGCGAGGUCCCAUGUAAACUACUCCGUAGUACGGAGUACUACCGCGGUUACUGCAACGUCUUACUACUACAGAGUACUUUACUACUUACUACCCAUCAUCUUUUCUCCUCCCACAGAUAGUGUUGUAAUUGAAAUUCCCGCUCAGCAGUUGGGUGCUGUUGGAAAUUACGUCCUAAUUGCUACUCGCUCAAACUACUUGUUAUCCUUUAUCAUCACUGUCAACAUUGUUAUUAUUGUGAUUACCUCUUUGUCAUUGCUUUUUACUUUUUCCCUUUUUCACGUGGUCAAGUGCAAUAUCGCAAUCAAUACCAAGGAAUCAAUCAGCGCACGAGUGACAAAUAAUUUUAAACAUUCAAUUGAUUCUAUCACACAAUUGCAAGCAGAAGAAUGUCUUUCUCCAACUUGGUCUCCGAUUUGGCCUUUAAGGAUGCCCGGGAUGAUCGGAGCUCCCAGAUUUCCCACGUACGAUCGCAAGCCACUGCUCGGUCGCACACAAGUACAGCUGCAACCAGUGUUAGUAUAUCCGGUGACAUCUCGAGCCAACUUCAUGCUGGAUAUAGUCAUCCACUGAGCAGGUCAUGGCAAGCGGAGCGGCAACUGACAAAGGAAAUGCUUAUCUAUCCUCUAUUUAUCACUGAUAAUCCCGAAGAAGAGACACCGAUACCUUCACUCCCCAAUCAAUACCGCCGGGGUGUAAAUCGCAUAGUACCUUUUCUGAAGCCUCUUAUCCACAAGGGGUUGCGGUCCGUCAUCCUGUUUGGAGUUCCCCUCGAUCCUUCGGCAAAAGAUGCGCUGGGGACUGCUGCGGAUGAUCCAUCCGGACCAGUCAUACAGACUAUUCGGCUCCUGAGGUCGCGGUUCCCUCAGCUUUAUAUUGUCACCGAUGUUUGUCUCUGCGAGUACACGUCGCACGGUCAUUGUGGAAUCUUGAGGGACGAUGGGACACUUGACAAUGCCCAAUCUGUUGACCGGAUCUCCGACGUUGCACUGGCUUAUGCUGCUGCGGGGGCGCAUUGUGUUGCUCCCUCUGACAUGAAUGAUGGCAGAGUCCGCGCUAUCAAACUGAAGCUGAUCGAGGCUGGCAUGGCACACCGGGUCCUUUUGAUGUCUUACAGCGCUAAGUUCAGUGGCUGUUUGUACGGGCCCUUCCGUGAUGCCGCCGGUUCGUGUCCCUCGUUCGGGGAUCGCAGAUGCUAUCAGCUACCCCCCGGGGGCCGAGGACUGGCUAGACGCGCGAUACAACGAGAUAUCGCCGAGGGUGCUGAUAUAAUCAUGGUGAAACCUGCGAGCAGUUACUUGGAUAUCAUCAGAGACGCAAAAGACCUCGCCACAGAUCUUCCAGUCGCAGCCUACCAAGUCAGCGGGGAAUACGCAAUGAUACACGCUGCUGCGAAAGCUGGCGUCUUUGAUCUCAAAGCAAUGGCCUUCGAGAGCACCGAAGGGAUUUUAAGAGCUGGUGCCGGGAUUGUGGUAACCUAUUUUGUGCCGGAGUUUCUUGACUGGCUCUCAUAGUCAUCUGUCUACAUCGCGAUUGCUUUCACACAACAAGCGGAUUUUGCGCCAUAAGGUAUCGUGAGAAUGUACCUUUGCACUUGUUACCCCUUACCAAUUUGUAGCCCGUGCAAUAUCGUGAUUUGGAGCUGCCGAUUGACAUGUUACUACGGUUUCCAAACCAUCCAACCUUGUUCCAUACCCUUGGGAACCUCUAUUCCAUGAUGAGAGAUACUCGACAAUCUAUCUAGACAAUUUUUUGUAUUUGACGUUAUCGACACCACUGAUGUCGGUUCUGGUCUUGAUGUGGGUGACAGGAUGAGGUGGAGAAUUGAAACGAUAAUCUACACAAAAAGAGAGAGAGGACCCUGAAUUCCAUAUAGAAAGCACACCGCAUCCCAGGUUGUCCAACGAAGAAACAAACUAGAGCCCAUGGGGCAGACAGGAAUGAUAGUAGGAAUAAUGAUAUUUGCAAAG